AGCGCCAGGGGCUGUGCCAUGUGCGCCCUCCACAACUACCUCUUCCUGGCCGGGGGCAUUGCGGCGGGGCCGGCAGGCGGCGAGUCCCGUGCCCGCCUCUCUGACAAGGUCUUCUGCUACAACCCUCUCACUGACACCUGGAGCCAGGUGCGCCCGUUGGCCCAGCCCCGCUCGCAGCUGAAGCUCCUGGCCCUGGAUGGCUACCUGUACGCCGUGGGCGGUGAGUGCCUCUUCACCGUGGAGAGGUAUGACCCACGGGCCGACCGCUGGAGCCCUGUGGCACCCCUGCCCAAGGGCGCCUUUGCUGUGGCCCACGAGGCCACCACCUGCAACGGGGAGAUCUACGUGUCGGGGGGGUCCCUCUUCUACCGCCUGCUCAAGUACGACCCCAAGCGUGACGAGUGGCAGGAGUGCCCUUACAACAGCAGCCGCCGCCGCUCCGCUGAUAUGGUGGCCUUCAAGAACUUCAUCUACCGCUUCGAUGUGAACAGCAGCCGUGGGGGCGAGCAAGGCCCAGGCGGCGGGACUGGCGGGGGCGUUGAGGUCUUCCGCUACAACACAGUGGCCAAGCGCUGGAGCCAGUGUGCCAGCCUGCGGCCCAGCAGCUGCCCCAUCCAGCCCUUCCGCUGUGCCGCCUUGGGCAACACCAUCUACUGCGUCAACCGGACCGGCACCCUCCGCUUCAGCCUGGCCCAGGACGGCGAGGUGGAAGUGGAUGGCGGGCUCAAGGGCACCUUUGACGGGGAGCUUCUCAAAGCUCCCUUAGAUGCCAAGGGUGUCCUCCUCCCCUUUGUGCUCACCCUGCCCGAGAAGCCAGACAAAGUGGGGGACCCGGAGGACCCCCUCCCUAUGUGAGGUGGCCAGCCUGGCUUGUGCCUCCCAAGCAGGGAGCUGGAUUGUAGCUCUGAGGGACCCACAGACUCCGUACCGCAGAGGGGACCCUCUCUGGGAUGUCAACAGAGAAAAGGGUCUCCCCCUUGGCUCUUCUCCCCUCCCAAGAUGUUGGUCUGGAGCCACUUGGUGGUUGUAACUCUUUGCUCAUUUGCUGUGCUAUGUGUGAAAAGCCAAGCAAAUGAAAGGAAAAGCUGCUAUAAAGGGUCAUCUCUGGAUUAUGUUUGUGCCAAUUCCCAACCUUGGAGAACUUUUUUACACAUGGAUUUCUAAAAAUUCCUGACCACAGUGUCGUAACAGGACAUUACUGAUAGUGUUGGUUGUGUGUAUGCGCAUAGUUGCAAUGUAGGCAGGAGCCUUUUCUGCCACUUGUUUUCUCUGCUGGAUAAUACUGAGUGAUAAGCACUGCUGGCAAUGUAGCUUAACUGAAGUUGUUUUUAUGUUAAGCCAAUUGUUUCCUAUGUUAGAAAAGUAUAGAAAGAUCAUCUGAAUCCCAGCCUUUCAUUUUUGGUGCAAUAGAUUCUUUAAGGAAGACAUGACACUGUGUGGUACCAGGAAUUUCAACCGCAAUGAAUGAUUUAACAGAUACCUGACUUAAAAGUUUUAGGCAACACAAAUGUGUGCCACAUGUUGAUAUUUGGAAUUUAAAAAAAAAAGGGCAAGUUACCUUUCUAAAAUGUGGCAAGUUAUAGCAGAUAUGAAAUGUUCAUAUGUUCUUUAUCUGAAAAAGGCAAUGAUUUCUGUAUGAAAAGACAAUGCUUUAUUAUUUUUUUUAUCAGAGGUUUUAAAUUAUGACAAAAAUGAACUGAAGCUGUUCAGACUGUAACAGAUUUACCUGACACCAUGUAUGCCACUAGAGUUGGGGGAAAAAUUUUGUAGUUCAACUGCUCUUUAAUUAACUGCAGGUGAACGAAAUUAACGUAAACCAAAUGUAAAUUUUGUGAAAUUGACUGCAGACAGCGUAAAUGUUUCACUGUGUGUUCAGUAUCCUGUGGCAAGAGACUUUUCCAACUUAGUGCAAGACCGUCAAAGGAGGACAUGGAAAACAGGAAUGUGCUAUACAUGUUGAUUGAUAUUCUACUCUAGCAUGAUGUUGUUUCCCUAUCUUUUGAUUGAGAGAUUGCUUUAUUUAUUUCGAUCUAAUGAUUGCUGUAAUUAAUAAGUACUCAGCAAUUACAGUACUACAUGCUGAUGACAUAUGCUAUCAUUUGGAUUUUGAAACUUUAGAGAAUAUUGUUUAUGGAGCAGCGUCCUGACAAGAUGAAAUGAUACAAAGGUUCUGCCUGCCUGUGGAAAGUUGGAGCAUACUUUUUGUCAAGUUACUCAGAACUGGAAAAGUAAACUGUCCACACAGACAUACAAUAUUAAAAAGGGCACUUGCAUUUAUUUCACAUGUUUUAUAUAUAUAAAAAAAAAAGACAAGGCAAAUGUUUUAGCUUUACAGUAAAUCACUGAGAAACUUUUUCUUAAAACAGAAUCAGUGUUUUUACUAUUGGUUAUUCAGCCUGGAAUUGGCACAAACUAUGGAAGGGAAUUGUUUAUACUCAAAAUUCUAGUAUAGAUUCAUAGUCUGGAAAGACAUAGGGUUCUUACAUCAAAGAACAGCGGUUCUUUUUAUGUUUUGUUAAGAUAUUUCAGUUAAAGAGAAUAUUAACGUUCUUAUAUCCUAUUGCUAGUUCCAAAAGAAGGCAGCAGGCUCUGUCCUCAGGGACAGCAUCUUCACAGAAAGAAUAGUUAAGUUCAUAAAUAUUUCUUUACUUCCCUUUUGUUCUUUGUUUUUUUUUCCCCCCCUCUCUCCCUUCUACCUUGUGCAGUGCUUUAAAACAGUUGGUCUGAUUAGCCAUGCUCUAGAAUACAGUGGUCCAGUCCUAAAAGUUCUUAGCCAAGUAAGCCUACUCCCUAGUGAGCUAAUUGAAAGCGUCACCCAGAUAGGAGCUCUAGGACUGCAGAGUGUGACGUUUAUCUUAGCCUGAGUACAGAGUUGUGCAGGAGUAUUUAGUUCCACAGAUGGCAUAUUUGUUGAGGAUACACAAAGAAAUUAAUUUUUUAUUUUCUGAAUGAUAAACUUAAUUCUCAGAUAGGAAUCCUUGGACUUGUUGACUGUUAAUUAAGUUACAAUGUUGUAGCUUGAGCAGGAAAGAAAAAUGAUGCAUUUGCUUUCAGCGUCAUUUUUCAUGAAACUGUAGAAAGUUCUGUAGUAAAACACUUAGGUGCAUACUUAAACUCAAGGCAUAAGUACUAAACCGGAUUUUGAUUUAGUAGAGACACAAGAGGUACACAGUGAAAUGUCUGUCUUAUCUUACAGUACAAUUUCUUAUUUCAAAAUAUUUUGUGGUAUAUUUUUUUGUACUACAGUAUAAUGAGGAGUCAAGCCAGUUUUGCAUUUUCAUUCCUACUAAUGCAUGAAAAUGCUGCCAGAUGAGUUUUGGGAAGUUGCUGUGAUUUAAGCUGCGAAAAUAUGCCACAGACUUUCAGGAAAGAAUGAAAUCUUUCCUUGCUUCCAAUAUUUGUUGCUGUUUAUCGUGAGGAAAUAUAUUUGGAAAUAAUCUUUACAACAAUAAACUUCUGCAAACCUGCGAUGGUAUUUUUGUUAGCUUAUAUCAUUAGGAAAGGCUGUAUCAAGUGCUUACCCACUUUCAUUGUUUACACAGUCUAAGUGAGAGCAGAAUCUGGUCUUCAUUAGUAGCUGUCAAUCAAACCUAUUUCCUUUAUAUGCUCUUUGCAUAAUCACAGCUUGACAACUGACAACAGAAGUGCAUUUCUAGCUGGAUUUCCUGUUCUAUGGCCUUUGUUGCCUCCCUCCUAAGCCUGAGGCAGGUUUGCUGUGGAUUGUCCUCCCUCUCUCUUCCCCCCCCCAGUUUACUGUUCCAAGUAAAGCGCAGGUCCAAAAAAGUAAUUAGGUGCUAAAAACAGGAUUAAGUAGAUUUUAGGCAUUGAGGACCAAAACAGUCACCCCAGAACUCUCCAGUUUAAGUUAAACUGAGUAAGUACCAUCCCUUUGACCUGCAGAGGUGCUAGGUAGUUCCUCUCCACACAUUCAGACCUGCUCCAGUCUGAGCAGUUACGCACCUACCAGGCUCUUGCCUAAACUUCUUUGAAGUUUACAUGAUGUGAUGCCCCAAGCCGCUGGUUCAGUAUGUUAUCUGACAUAAACUAAAGUGCCCGCUCAUCCUUAAAAGGUAUUUGCAUAUGUUUUGCUUUUGCUUUUAUGUAAUAGACCGAAGGCUAGAGUAUUUGCAUGGGAAGAGGGAGAUGCAUGCUUGCUUUCUCAGCCUGCAAGGAUUCAAUCCACAUCCCCCACCAUCUGAUUGGUAAUGGACUGGAGGAUUUUUGGAUGCUAAUCCCCGAUCUCUGAAAUGUGUAUGCAUUUUGUAUUAUACAAUCAUUAGCUAAAAAAUCUCAGCAAUGAUCCAGGUAGCAGAAUACAAGUCCUCAUCUUCACUGAGUGAUCUGAGGCUAGUUGGAGAGACAUACUCCUUGCUGUCUUUCUUCUCCAUUAGUCUUGCAGUUCCCUUCUCUUAUUUUUAACAGGAAAUGAAAGAGCCUAAUUUGUUUUUCUUCUUCCUCCCUAGAAUACUCCUGUUAAGGUCAUCUGCUAAGGGACAUAGGUUUGAAUUUCCUUGAGCUGCGUAGGGACUGAACUCGGGCCUCCCACUUCAUGUGUAUGUAUUCUUAACUCUAGAUGACUUUGGAAGAAGAGCAAAGGAACCACCCCCUAUAGCCCAUUUUUAAGGAAAAAGCUCAUGCAAAUCUUUCAAAAACACACAUAGGCUCCUGCAAUCUCAGUUCCAGGUAAAUUCCAGGCUCUAGCUCCUGCAUGUGUAAAGGUGCGUUUGCAUCAGAUGUCAGUGCAGUUGUGCAAGUUUCCUUCUUUAGAGAGCUUUCCAGACUCUAUUUUUUGCUGUGCCUGUCUGAGGUGACUGACUGCAUGUAUUGUGCUGGGCGGCUAAGCAUGAAGUUUGGGUUCUUCUCAGGGGCGUGAACCUUGGUAAAGAGGCCCUGCAGUGCCUAACAUGGAAAUGCCUAAAGCUAUCACUGCAUCUAAACUGCAUCAAGUCCCUGCUUGAACAGAAAAAACAGGCCCUCUUAGCAAAUGCUAAUAGCAGAGAGAAAUUUACUAUUUCCAUCUGUUAACUGGUUCAAUGAAAAGAAUAUCUAUUGCAGCAAAGGCAUUUGUACGAAUUCUCUUUGCACCUGGAAAUCAAAUCAAAGGAAUAAUUGGCUAAAGAAUAACCCUAUUUGAUCAAAAUGGGCACUGUUAAGCAAACAUGGGAAGGAUGCUAAUCAUACCCUAUUAAUGAAUAAAAUGGUGCAGUAGCUGAUGUAAAUUUUGUCCACACACGCAAAAGGAAAAAAAAAAAUCCUUGUAAAUAAGUACUUGGUAGAAUUUCAGAGGAUAAAAGAAUAAACUAUUCACAUGAAAG
Struthio camelus australis is the source of this 5315-nucleotide messenger RNA. Lineage: Eukaryota; Metazoa; Chordata; Aves; Struthioniformes; Struthionidae. The record is from RefSeq and is a predicted model, not a curated record.